AUGUACCGGGCGCAGGCCAGGGCAGCAGAAGCCGCCCUACUUGAAGUGCAGUCUAUCGCGAUGCUGAUCGAGCACCUGAAGGCCGAGGACAUCAACCUCAGGGUGACGGCCACGCGGAGCCUGCCGGCGAUCGCCGACGCCCUGGGGCCGGACCGCGUGCGGGCGGAACUGGUCCCGUUCGUGAACGAUUCCACGGACGACGAGGACGAGGUGUUGCUCUGCAUGGCGGAGCAAGUCGGGAAGCUCACUGCGCAUAUAGGAGGAAAGCAGCACGCGCAUGAGCUCUUGGUGCCCUUGGAGCAGCUGGCGUCUGUGGAGGAAAGCACGGUCCGAGAAAAAGCGUUGGAGUCGAUCCAGACGGUGGCUCGCUGCCUGUCGCCGGAGCAGCUGACGGACCACAUGGUACCCCUCCUCUCCAGGCUCACGCUCAAGGAGUGGUUCACGGCCCGCAUGUCGGCGUGCUGCCUCGCGCCGCCGACCUACGCGCUACUGCUGCAGCUGCUGCCGCCCACGGCGCCUGCCGCGUCGGCGCCGCCGGAGGAGGACGCGGCGGCGAGGGGCGGGGCGGGAGCGGCGGCGCGGGCGGAGGUGCGGCAGAUGUUCAAGAAGCUCUGCACGGACGACACUCCCAUGGUCCGAAGGGUGGCCGCGCGCAACCUGGGUCUGCUUGCGAAGGAAGUUGAGACGGAGCUCGUUACGAAGGACCUUCUCGAGCUCUUCACCGGGUUGGCCGAAGACGAGCAGGAUUCUGUUCGGCUACAGACCGUGGACAACUGCUCGGCGCUUGCUCGGGUUCUCCCCGCCGAGGGGCAGAAGGAGCACGUGCUCCCCGUUGUCCUGGACACAACGAGGGACAAGUCGUGGAGGGUACGAUGGAGCGCGGCAAAUAAGUUCCACGAUCUGUGUGCGGCACUGGGCGGGGAGGUCGCGAACGAGACGCUCUGUGGCGCGUACGAGAGCCUGCUUCAGGACGGCGAGGCGGAGGUACGAACGGUGGCCGCAGCAAACGCGACGAAGGUAGUGGAGCUGAUGCAGGUGGACGGUGUUCUCGGAAAGGUUUUCCCUUGCUUGCAGCAGCUGGUGAUGGACCCAAGCGACCACGUCCGCCAGGCUCUGGCAUCGGUGAUGAACGACAUGUCGCCGGUCUUGGGCAGGGAGAACACAAUCAACCACCUGCUGCCCAUGCUACUUACCCUGUUGCGGGAUACCAACCCUGAGGUUCGGCUGAACAUCAUCUCGGGUUUGCAAGCGGUGAACGGCGUGAUCGGCGUCCAGCUGUUGAGCGCGUCGCUGUUGCCAGCGAUUGUUGACCUGGCGGAAGACAAGAAGUGGCGGGUGAGGCUCGCCAUCAUCGAGCACACGCCGGUUCUUGCCAUCCAGCUGGGGGCACAAUUCUUCAACGAUAAGCUGUGCGACAUUUGCCUGGCCUGGUUGGGGGACAACGUGUUCAGCAUUAGGGUAGCGGCCACGGACAACCUCAAACGACUCACAGAUCACUUCGGGACGCAGUGGGCGCGAGAUCACAUUUUGCCGAAGGUGGUACAGAUGCACAUCCACAGCAGUUACCUUCAUCGCAUGACGGCCCUGUACGCGAUACAAGUCCUCACCGAAUCGCUCGACGUCGAGAUGCUCAGCAAGGAGGUGCUCCCGCUGGUGCUGCGAAUGGCCUCAGACCCCGUGCCAAACAUUCGCUUCAACGUGUCCAAGACGCUGGAGAAGAUGGCUCCGCGUCUCGAGAAUGACGCCGUAGAGGCCCAGGUGAGACCAGCACUGGACAGCCUGGUGGACGACGCGGACCGCGACGUACGGUACUUUACUAGAAAAGCCAUGCAGGCGGUGUCGGCGAUGGGGUGACAAUAGGCGAGAGCGCGGUAUUGAUGAGGUGAUGGGGGGCUGUCCACCUCUGUGUAGUCUCUGGUGUUUCCUUAGUGACAAGAGGUAGUUUUUCGAGACUUUUUUCUCUCUCGUUUUUCUCAUUUUCAGGCCCGCCAAGGCUCCGAUGACUCGCGGCCUUUUGUCAGUCGUCGUUGCGGCUGAUGGCCACUUGCUGACUCUUGCGUUUCGUCCACGGCCUACUUGUCGGAACCAUCUCUUCCUUGUCUUCCUUCAAACGGGGGGAAGAUGUUGACACGAUAAAUUUAUGCCUUGGAAGAUGGCGGUACUCGUAGCAGGCGAGGGCUGUACUCUCGAUGGAUGCCGUUUUUUUUCUGCUUGAAGCACCUUAGUCACGCUCGGUUGGGUUGUCACCAUCAGUCGCACAUUCCGUCUCUGAAAGGUUUAAGCCGCAAGCGACACGGUACCCGGUUUCGCACAAAAAUCCUUCCGUCCAGUUGUUUCCCCCUCGUCGAAGCUCGCUCUGAUGACUUCAAGCGGGUGCCAAUGACAGCGGCAGCAUGGUUGUCGGCCUCUUGUGUUGGCCUUAGGGUUGCAUCGCCACACUCAGAUUCACCAAGCACCAAAACACCCGCAUCUCUGUGUGCUUUGGCUGCAUGCAUUUGGAGGAUCAUGUUGAACGUGGUGCGGCGACAGUACGCACAUGUGUGAAAUGGCGUCUGUGCCCGUAGUGUAUUACUGCUGUGCACUCGUAGUCGAUCAUAAGUGGAAUGCCUUCCGUUUUUAAACCGGUUGGGCGGCUCCAAAGUUUUGAGCAAGGCUGCGACAAAUGGGUCUUCCGUCUUGGCUGCUCACAGCAUGCUGCGACGAAGGUGUGUGGGAUGAUACCCUUUAGACGAGCCUUGCUUGAGUGAACGCUUGGGGGGUCGGUUCGAUCAGGUCGAUGGGAUUUCUUUCAAGGGGCUGAGCCCGCAGUAAUUUUGAUGGCGAGCGCCGAAGCGUGCGAGGGCCUCUGUCGCGCAACCCUACCAAGAAGGGUCAGCUACAUCCGUUCAAGGCAUUGUUAUUAGUACAAAGUGUAUGAUCUAGAAACAAUCCGCAAUAAGGCGGGAAGCCGUAAGUUUGGCGAGAAGCACGCAGGGUACCCGGGGGUGGUUCAGUUGGCAACCUCUCGUGUCCUCCUGGCUGUCGAGAAGACGGGUUCGAAUGUCUGGAGUAAACAUCUUUUCACAGAGGUGAAAACUGCACAGUAGCAAGUGUGCCCAAGAGGGGGAAGGAACCGCUGAAUAGACUAUUUUUCGCGUUAGAAAGGACAUGUUCCGCUGAGGUGAUCGGAUGAUGCAGGUUUGGCAAGUUCCCAGGUUUCUUGUUUCCAGUAUGUAAGGACGGAAGCGCAGAGACACUUACGAGAACCAGCGUGACCAGGGCUGGCCGUACGUGUGUGCAGAAUCGCCUGAGGGAGUUUACGGGAGGUAGGGCAUGCUUGUGUAUGUCGCGAUUGCCCUUCAUGUGGAACGAGUGAAAACCGCAACCUUUCUAUUUUUCUUCGGGUAACAUUCAAAA
Molecule: messenger RNA, 3396 nt
Organism: Ectocarpus siliculosus
Lineage: Eukaryota; Phaeophyceae; Ectocarpales; Ectocarpaceae
Source: the annotation of a GenBank genome assembly